UGGGCUUUGCUGACCAGGGUGGGACCAAUGCUGAGAGUGUAUCUGAUUAUAUACUGCUUCCUCGAGUUGACAGAUUGCAGAAAGCCAGGCAACAGGUGGAAGCCGCUUCCACUGUGCUCUUCUGGAGGGAGUCUGAAUGACUGCAGAUCCGGGGACGUCUCCUUCCCGCAGGGUCACCAAACAUCCAACGCAGGUGUGGCUGCAGCUGACAUACUGAAUGGGUGACCUCAAAAGAGUGGUUCGACUUCUGCCACUGAGUUCCUCACGUGUAGCAGUAGGCCACCUUCCUCUAGGGGAUCCCGGGGUCUCUGCAGUCCUGGGGGCACAACCAUUCUUGGACUUGGGCUACAACAGCCCCCGCAGAGAGGCCCCUCCCCUGCGCCCCGCCCCUCGACUCUUGGGCGCCGCCCCAUCGCAGAACAGACCACGCCCCUCGCGCAAUGGGCUCCACCGACACCCGCCCCCAAUUCUGCCUGUCGUUCCCGGUUCUCCAGUUCCUCAGUUCCUCGCUCUCCUGGCGGAAGAGCUCACCACUGAGAAGCGACCGAUUCGGUGCGCCUAGAGUGCUCCCGGAAGUCCUCCGGGAGGGGCCUAAACCGACUUCCGGCUACGGCGUGCGGGCGGUGGAGCUGGCUUUGUCGGCGGGAGUUGCCGGGGUGGUGACCGGCGGGUGUUGACCGCGGCCGCGCGCCCUCCUCCGGGCGCUGGGUUUUAAUGUAUAAACUGAGGACAAGAAGGUGAGUUGGGGCCUGAAUUUCCAAGGAAGAGAAUCCACAUGAGACCAUAUCAGAAACACUCAUUGUGAUGGAGUCUCCCAUCUCUGAGUCUGGGGGGAUCCCAGAACUCAAAUUAGGGCAUCUGUUGGAAAACCCUGAAGGACAGAAUCAGUGGUGCUCCCCCUCUCAGGAGGAAGACUUGAAGCAGGUGGCAGUCACCCACUGGGAGAUCCACACAGGAGGGACAGCCCAGGCAAGUAGCAAAUCAGGAGACAGCCCAGAACUAAGUUCUAACCUUCUUAUCCUUCAGAAAGAACGUAUGGAAGGGGAAACCCAACAACGUGAAGCUUGUGGCAAAGACUUCACUUUGCACGCCAACCUUAUUAGACAUCAGAUUUCUCAUAUUGAGGAAAAUCCUCACAUGAAUGACCCAUGUGAGAAAGGCUUCAGUCACAGCUCUCCCCUUGUGGAGCAUCAGAAUAUUCAUACCAGUGAGAGGCUUUAUGUUUGCAGUACAUGUGGAAGAGACUUCCUGCAGUAUACAGACUUGGCAGAGCACCAGAGGACACAUGUGGGUGAGAAACCCUUCAAGUGUGCCCAGUGUGGGAAGUCAUUCUGUCACAGCUCAGACCUCAUUCGCCACCAGCGAGUUCACACUAGGGAGAGGCCUUUUGAGUGUAAAGAGUGUGGGAAAGGCUUCAGCCAGAGCUCAUUACUUAUUCGACAUCAGCGAAUUCAUACAGGGGAGAGACCCUAUGAAUGUAAUGAGUGUGGAAAAUCCUUCAUCAGAAGCUCCAGCCUAAUUAGACACUAUCAGAUUCAUACAGAAGUGAAGCAGUAUGAAUGUAAAGAAUGUGGGAAGGCCUUCCGCCACCGUUCAGACCUCAUCGAGCACCAGAGAAUCCACACUGGAGAGCGGCCCUUUGAAUGUAAUGAGUGUGGGAAGGCCUUUAUCCGGAGUUCAAAACUUAUUCAGCAUCAGAGGAUCCAUACUGGAGAAAGACCUUAUGUCUGUAAUGAAUGUGGGAAGCGUUUCAGCCAGACCUCAAACUUUACUCAGCAUCAGAGAAUUCACACUGGAGAGAAGCUCUAUGAAUGUAAUGAAUGUGGGAAAGCUUUCUUUCUGAGCUCAUACCUUAUUCGGCACCAGAAAAUUCAUACUGGAGAGAGGGUAUAUGAAUGUAAGGAAUGUGGGAAAGCUUUUCUCCAGAAAGCCCAUCUCACUGAACACCAGAAAAUCCACACUGGGGAUAGGCCAUUUGAAUGUAAGGACUGUGGGAAAGCCUUCAUUCAGAGCUCCAAGCUACUUCUCCAUCAGAUUAUUCAUACUGGAGAAAAGCCAUAUGUAUGUAGCUAUUGUGGAAAAGGCUUUAUUCAGAGAUCAAACUUCCUUCAACACCAGAAAAUUCACGCUGAAGAAAAGCUCUAUGAGUGUAGUCAGUAUGAAAAAGAGUUCAGUUCUACCCCAAACUUUAAAAAGUAAUCAGGGUGUUCACCAAGAGGGACUUUCAUUGAUUAAGACCCCCAUACAUUUGGGAGAGAGAUCUAUAGGUCAGGGGGAACAUAAAAGUAGCUUAUAAUUAUUCUCCAACUCAGUGAGUGAUAUUGGGAACUAAGUGGCAUAAGUUUUAAUCUUUGUGGCUUUGGACAUCAUCAGAUUUUCCCAAAGUCAUGGAUGGGGCUCCCUUCCCUUUAGGGAAGUGUACAACCAUUUUCCACUUUGCAGCCUCAUCAGGCUGCUGUCCUUACCAGGAAUGUGGGGCCUCAGGAGAUUGACAUAUAACUGUACAAAGACUCUGAGCUAGAAUAGUAUCAAGGGAAUGCUGAUUUCAAGAAUCUUGAAGAUUGUAAAUUUUAUUUUACAAUUUUAUAAUUUAUCCUGCAGGUAAAGCAUCUUUAAAGCAGGAUGAUGUAUCUAAUGUUGUUACUAAAAAAGAGAAUUGCAUACCAAAUAUUAAUUCAAAAAGGCAGGUUGGAGAAAGAUACUUUGUUAGUUGAUCCCACAAGUUGAUCUCUUGUGGUCUUGAGGAUAAAUACCAUACUCUCUACCUUGCAUCAUUAGCCUGUUUGCUUCUUGGAGCCUUGUGUCGCUUCAGUUAACUACCCAUUACAACUGGUAUGGCAGUAGUUACAAGUGCUCAAAAGUCCCACUUGUCUAAGAUUCUUUCUGCCCUAGCCUUUGUCCUUAUUUGAAGACACCCUUUUCUCCUGAGUGACUCAUUAGUGUCAAGAUCCAUUGUAUUCAUCAUGUCUGGCAAUGUGUUUCUGUUUAGAGCUUGCCUCUUAACUGCAUAUAUAUAUAUAUAUAUAUAUUUAAAGUGUGUUUUAUGUACUAUCUCAUUGUGACACUGUUAAUUCCAAAGGACAGUGAUCAUAUCCAACUGAUGUGUUUGUUCCUAGUUCCUAAUGUUUAGCACAAGACAAUAGAAAGCAUAUCCAGUUGCCUAGGAGGUGACAGCAAAUAAAACAUUGGACUUUCAAGCACGGGAUCCUGAGUUUUAUAUCUGGCAUUGCAUGUACCAAGGCGAUGUUCUGGUUCUCUCUCCCACUCAUUAAUAAAUAAAAGUUUUUUUUUUUUAAAGAAAAACACCUAAAUCUAUGUGUAAUUGGCACCACUCAUCUUUCUGUAUGGAUAUUUUUGAAAAAGCACAAAUGGUUGUCUGUGUAUCUUUUAAUUCAAAGGACCCACAGUCCCAAUAUGCCACAUAACUCUUCUGUCUUAGCAGUUCCAUGAUUAAUCAGCUCUUCUUGCUCCAAUUCCUACUGUCAGACUCAUUUUGUUGUUUAUUUCAGAAUGUAUUUAAGAACCACAGCUAAAUACUGCAGAAACAUGAGUAUGGCACUUUUCAUCUUUGAAAUUUUCAAAGUCUGCUAGAAAGACAGAUCAGAGUACAUCAAGUUGGAGGUUAGAAUAGAAAUGUAUUCAGAUUGUGUAAGAGGUAAGGUGGCAAUGAAAUAGUCAUGGAGGAUUAGGGACAUUGGAACUCAUCUAGAGAGAAGUGACAUUUGCCAGCUAAAGAAGAAUAAAUAGUAGUAGAGUAUUGAGAUGGAAACAUGUUAUAUUGCUUGUUGUAGGCAAGUUCCAUCACAGAACUAUUAGUUGUUACCUUUCAAUUAUUUGACCCAGACAUUACCCAAAUAACCAGUUUUAAAUGGCAUAACAUUUUCUUAGAGGGCACAUUUUGAGUUCUUACCUUCAGCUAAUCCAGAAUCCUAGAAAGUAAAGCUAAUUCUAAAAGGACAUGCAGUACUCCAUUUCUAAAACUCAACCUUUACUGGAGAUACCACAAAUGAUAACAGAAACAAAUUAUACCAGAUCUUUUUGUUGAGGUCCAGUUUCCAUUACAAUAGAAUACCUAAGUGUACAGAAUUGGUAAGACUAUAUACGCAUGUAAUUGCAAUUUCAAUCAAUAACAUUUCUGUGAUCCAAAACGUUCCCUUUUGUAGUCCUCAUUAAUCCCUGCUGGCACUCACGUGGAGUGACUCCAACCGGGGGGGGGGGGGUAAGCCACUGACCCUCCCCCACUGGCUCUAGGGGCCCAGUGAUUCAGAAAGGAGGCCUCAGGGAGUAUUGUGGUAUAAACACUCAUUUAUUUGGAGAAGGGCACAGGUUUUUAUAGAGAGUUAAACAAAGAACAUAUUUCACAUAUGUCAGAAAUUAUAGGUUUCUUAAAGGUCAGCUUGCCCCUAUGGUAGGGGGCUGGUAUGACAAGAAUUGAUGCGAUACAUAAAGGUCAAGACAAUUAGUCUCCAAGAUAAAGGCAAGUUAAUUAUCCAAAGGCAUUUGAGAGAAGCAUAGGGGUUAAACCAGUAAGGUGAGGUAGAGAAGAAAAACAAAGCUUGAUGUAAAUCACAGAUAUCAAAGGACACAAGAAAAUAGGAUUUGGGGUUUUCACUGUCUGAUGUUGGAGAGGUGUAUGAUAGAGUGUGUUCUUUGUGAUCAAAAGGUGAAGUGGAUGUGUGAACUUUGAGUGAACGCUAAAGCAGGCAGCCAUUUGGCCUGCUGCUAGCAGGGGAAACUAAGUGUGAGAGGCCUGUAGGUUUUCUGUGAGCUUGAGAGACUAACAAGGAGAAACUGAGUCUGGGAGACUUUUCCCUCUUGGAUCAUCUCUAUAAGGAGAGAGGCUAACAAGUGGGGUGCCUUUCCAGACCUCCAAGGAUGGGAGAGCUUUCUAAGCUCUACCAAGCUUUCACAUAGUCCCACAAAUCCUACUUUAUCCCCUCACUUUCUGUCAUUGUAGGGUUAAUUUUCUUGUUCUAGGACUUCAUGUAAAUGGAUCCAUGUGGUAUAUACUCUAGUGUCUGACUUACUACAUUUUAGUGGCUUCAGACUCAACCAUGUAUUCACGGGUUUCAGUAUGUCUUUCCCUUUGCUGAGUAGUCUUUCACUGUAUACAGACUCCUUCAUUUGUUAACUCAUCUGUUGAUGGAAAUUUGGGUUUCCAGUUUUUGUACUUAUAAAUAAAACUUCCCAUAUU
Erinaceus europaeus (western European hedgehog) is the source of this 5194-nucleotide messenger RNA. It is a transcript of the gene ZNF623, whose product is annotated as zinc finger protein 623. Lineage: Eukaryota; Metazoa; Chordata; Mammalia; Eulipotyphla; Erinaceidae. The transcript has 2 exons. Bases 805 to 2199 code for a protein of 464 amino acids. The record is from RefSeq and is a predicted model, not a curated record.